Procambarus clarkii (red swamp crayfish) is the source of this 1230-nucleotide messenger RNA. The record is from RefSeq and is a predicted model, not a curated record. Lineage: Eukaryota; Metazoa; Arthropoda; Malacostraca; Decapoda; Cambaridae.
UAUAAAUACUAGCCUAGCUUACCUCUUAGCCAGAAUACUUUUCUGUUGUGACUGUCUGUAGAGCCUUCGGUCAGCGGUGAUGGGGUUGGACAGCAAGGUGUUGUGGGUGGGCGUGGUGGCGCUGUGGGCGUCAGGAUGGGUGGAGAGCCACGGGCGGCUGAUGGAGCCAGUCUCUCGCUCCUCCGCCUGGAGGAAGGGCUUCGACACCCCCAUCAAUUACGACGACAAUGCGCUCUUCUGUGGCGGCGUCGGAGUGCAGUAUGUGGAGAACGACGGGCAGUGUGGCGUGUGUGGCGACAACUGGGCCGACCCUCAGCCCCGGGACAACGAGGCUGGUGGCACCUAUGGCACCGGACUCAUCGUCGCCAACUACACCAUGGGUCAGUAUUUUGUUUUCAAAUGUGAAGCUGGCUUCACCUUCGACACUGUAGCCCUUAACGCUAGGCCUGACACGGCAGCCCCUAACAAUGAAGAGACUAUGGAAGUUGGGCCUGACACGGACCCGGAGUGGCACUACAACACCGUGAGGCUGCCAGAGGAUGUGUUGUGCACCCAGUGUGUUCUCCAGUGGCACUACCACACAGGAAACAGCUGGGGUGACUGUGGUAACGGCACGGAGGCGCUAGGCUGUGGCAACCAAGAAAUAUUCCGCGGAUGUGCUGAUAUUGGUAUCUAUUAGUUGGUGCGAUAUGAGGUUUUCUCGUGUGCUUACCUGUCUGAUCUUCUAGCAGGCAUUCUGAAACAGGAUUUCUAGCAGCCUUCGUCAAACUGGUGCCCCGGCAACUUUCCUGACACUGGCGUCACAGCAAUCUUUCUACCACCUGUGUCAUAGCAAUAUUCUUAACACCGUUGUCCUAGCAAUGUUCUUUACACCGUUGUCCUAGCAAUCUUCCUGAUACCCGUGUCCAAUAGCAACCUCUUUCAUUCUGGUGUCCUAGGAAUAUUCCGACAUAUAUCCUAGCAACGUUCCAUGACCAGGAUCUUUCUGUCACUAGUGUCCUAGCAAUCUUCCUAAGAUGAUUCUCAUCAACUUUUCUAGAUAGCUGAUUCUUCACGAAUUACCGAACUCGAGCAGGUUCUAAAUAUUGUAUUUUUUAUUCUGGACCCGUUCUUAAAUAUGUAUAAAUUAUGUAUAUACUUUUCAUGAUCUAGAUGGUGCUACAUAUACUUCCCGGUUGGCGCCUUCUUUUCAUAAUUAUUGUUUGUCCUCAUCAAUAAAAAACAUAAUUA